Molecule: messenger RNA, 4908 nt
Organism: Acanthosepion pharaonis
Lineage: Eukaryota; Metazoa; Mollusca; Cephalopoda; Sepiida; Sepiidae
Source: the annotation of a GenBank genome assembly
AUGCCGCUUUUUUUCCUUAAUGCUCUAAUCGUUAUUAAUCCAGAUAUUGGACGGCUGACAGACGAAGCUUCAGACAUCCUUUCCAGCUACCCUCUCCAGCCAUCCUCUCCAUCAAUCAUUUCCAGCGAUCUUCUCCAUCAAUCCUCUCCAGCCAUCCUCUCCAGCCAUCCCCUCCAUCAAUCAUCUCCAGCCAUCCUCUCUAGGUAUCAUCUCGAGCAAUCCUCUCCAGCUAUCCUCUCCAGCCAUCAUCUCCAGCUAUCCUCUCCAUCUAUUCUCUCCAGCCAUCCUCUCCAGCAAUCUUCUCCAGCCAUCCUCUCCAGCUAUCCACUCCGGCCAUCUUCCCCUGCCAUCCUUUCAUUCAAUCAUCUCCAGUCAUGCUCUCCAGCUAUCCUCUCCAGCCAUCCUCUCCAGCUAUCUUCUCCAGCCAUCUUCUUCAGCUAUUCUCGCCAUCAAUCCUCCCCAGCCAUAUUCUCCUGCUAUCCACUUCAGCCAUCAUCUCCAGCUAUCCUCUCCAUCAAUGCUAUCGAGCCAUCCUCUCCAGCCAUCCUCAUCAGCAAACUUCUCAAGCCAUCCUCUCCAGCUAUUCUCUCCAGGCAUACUCUCGAUCAAUCCUCUUCAGACAUCAUCUCCAGCCAUCCUCUACAACAAUCCUCUCCAGCCAGCCUCUCCAGCUAUCCUCUCAAGGCAUCCUCUCCAUCAUUCCACUCCAACCAUACUCUCCAUCAAACUUCUCCAGCCAUCCAUUUUAUCAAUCCCUCUCCAGCUAUCCUCUCCAUCAAUCCUCUCCAGCCUUCCUUUCUAUCCAUCAACUCCAGCAAUCAUUUCCAACCAUCCUCUCCGACUAUGCUCUCCAGCUAUCCUCAGCAUCCAUCCUCUCAAUCAAACCUCUUCAGCCAGCCUCUCCAGCUAUCCUCAGCAUCCAUCCUCUCCAUCAAACCUCUCCAGCCAUCCUCUCCAACAAUCCUCUCCAGUGAUCCUCCCGCUAUCGUCACCAUCCAUCCUCUCCAGCCAUCCUCUCCAGCCUACCUCUCCAUCCAUCUGCUCCAGCCAUCAUCUCCAGCUACCCACUCCAACCAUCCACUCCAUCAAACCUGUCCUGCCAUCCUCAACAGCCUUCCUCUCCAGCAAUCCUCUCCAACCACCCUCUACAUUAGUCCUCUCCAUCCAUCAUCUCCAGCUAUUCUCUUCAGGCAUCCUCUCGAUCAAUACUCUUCACACAUCAUCUGCAGCCAUCCUCAACAUCAAUCCUCCCCAGCCAUCCUAUCCAGUCAUCCGCUCCAGAAAUCCUCUCCAGCCAUCAUCUCCUGCCAUCCUUUCCAUCAAUCCCUCUCCAGCCAUCCUCUCCAUCAAUCCUCUCCAGCCAUAUUCUCCACCUUCUUUUCCAGCCAUCAUCUCCAGCUAAACUAUCCAGCCAUCCUCUACAUCAAUCAUCUCAAUGAAUCAUGUACAACCAUCCUCUCCAGCCAUAAUAUCCAGCCAUCCACUUCAGCUAUCCUCUCCAGCCAUCCUCUCCGGCCUACCGCUCCAGCCAUCUGCUCCAGCCAUCAUCUCCAGCUAUUCUCUCCAGCCAUCCACUACAUCAAUCCUCUCCAGCCAUCGUCUCCCUCAAUCAUCACCAGCCUUCCUCUCCAGCCAUCCUCAACAGCCUUCCUAUCCAGCAAUCACUCCAAGUAUCCUCUCCAGACAUCCUCUCCUCUAUUCUCUCCAGCUAUUCUCUCCAGGCAUCCUCUAGAUCAAUCUCGUCAUCUUCAGACAUCAUCUCCAGCCAUCAUCUCCAUCAAUCGUCUCCAGCUAUCCUCUCGAGCCAUCCCCUCCAUCAAUUCUCUCCAGCCAUCCUCUCCAUCCAUCCGCUCCAGGUAUCCUCUCCAGCCAUCCUUUCCAUCAAUCCCUCUACAGCCAUCCACUCCAGCCAUCAUCUCCAGCUAUCCUCUCCAGUCAUCAUCUCCAGCUAUCGGUUCCAGCUAUCUUCUCCAGCCAUCCUCAACAGGCUUCCUUUUCAGCCAACAUCUCCAGCCAUUAUCUCCAGCCAUCCACUUCAGAUAUCCUCUCCAGCCAUCCUCUCCAGUCAAUAUAUCCAGCUAUCCUCUCCAGCCAUCCUCUCCAGCAUUACUUUCCAGCCAUCAUCUCCAGGCAUCCUCUCCAGCCAUCCACUUCAGAUAUUCUCUCCAGCCAUCCUCUCCAGUCAACAUAUACAGCUAUCCUCUCCAGCUAUCCUUUCCAGCCAUCCUCUCCACCAUCCUCUCCAGCUAUCCUCUCCAGCCAUCCACUAGAUCAAUCCUCUCCAGCCAUCCUCUCCAGCAAUCUUCUCCAGCCAUCCUCUCCAGCUAUACACUCCGGCCAUAUUCUCCAGCCAUCCUCUCAUUCAAUCAUCUCGUCAUGCUCUCCAGCUAUCCUUUCCAGCCAUCAUCUCCAGCUAUCCUCUCCAUCAAUCCUAUCGAGCCAUCCUCUCCAGCCAUCCUCUCCAGCUACCCUCUCCAUCAAUCCUAUCGAGCCAUCCUCUCCAGCCAUCAUCUCAAACUAUCCUAUCCAGCCAUCCUCCCCAUCAAUCAUCUCCAGCCAUCCUUUCCAUCAAUCCCUCUCCAGCCAGCCUCUCCAGCCAUCCUCUCCACCAACCUCUCCAUCCAUCCUCUCCAUUAUUUGCGCCAGCCAUCCUCUCCAGCUAUCCUCUCCAGCCAUCCUCCCCAGCAAUCUUCUCUAGUCAGCAAUCUUCUGCCUUCCCCUCCAGCCGUCUGGUACAGCCAUCAUCUCCAGCUAUCCUCUCCAGCCAUCCUCUCCAUCAAUCAACUCCAGCCAUCUUCUCCAGCCAUCUUCUCCAGGUAUCACCAGCUGUCCUCUGGAGACAUCAUCUCCAGCCAUCCUCUCCAUGAAUCAUCUCCAGCCAUCCUCUCCAGACAUCAUCUCCAGCAAGCUUCUCCAGCCAUCCCCACCAGCUAUCCUCUCAAGCCAUCCUCUCCAUCAAUCCUCUCCAGCCAUCCAGACAGCCUCCAGCCAUCCUUUCCAUCAAUCCCUCUCCAGCUAUCCUCUCCGGGUACCCUCUCCAUCAAUCCACUGAACCCUUCCUCUCCAGCCAUCCUCACCAGCUAUCCUCUCCAGCUAUCCUCAACAUCCAUCCUCUCCAUCUAUCCAUCCUCUCCAGCUAUCCACUCCAGGCAUCCUCUCCAGCCAUCCUCCCGAGUCAUCCUCUCCAUGAAUCAUCUCCCGCCAUCCUCUCAUGCCAUCCUCUCUAUUUAUCCUCUCCACAUUCUCUGUCGCUAUCCUCUCCAGCUAUUCUCUCCAGCCAUCCUCUCCAGCCUUUCGUUCCAGCCAUCCUAUCUAGCUAUCCUCUCCUGCCAUCCUCUCCAUCAAUCAUCUCUAGCCUUCCUCUGCAGCCGUCCUCUCCAGCCACCAUCUCUAUCCUCUCCAGCCAUCCUCUCUAGCCAUCCUCGCGAGCCAUCCUCUCCAGCAAUCCUCUCCAUCCUCUCUAGCUAUCCUCUCCAUCAAUCAUCUCCAGCCAUCCUGUCCAGCCAUCCACUUCAAUGCAUCUUCUUCAGCUAUCCGCUCCAGCCAUUCUCUCUCGCCAUCUUCUCUAGCUCUCCUCUCCAGCCCUCCUUUCAAUCAAUCCUCUCCAGCCAUCCUCUCCAGUUAUCCUCCAGCCAUCUUCUCCAGGCAUCAUCUCCGGCUAUCCUCUCCAGCUAUCCUCAACACCCAUCCUCUCCAGCCAUCCUCUCCAGCUAUCCGCUCCAGCCAACGUCUCCAUUAAUCCUCUCCAGACAUCCUCUCCAUCAAUGCCCUCCAGCCAUCCUCCAUCAUCUCCAGCCAUCUUUUCCAUCAAUCCCUCUCCAGCCAUCCUCUCCAGCCAUCCUCUCCAUCUAUCCUCUCCAGCCAUCCUUUCCAGCUAUCCUCUCCAUCAAUCAUCUCCAGCCAUUCUGUCCAGCCAUCCACUCCAGCUAUCUUCUCCAGCCAUCAUCUCCAGCCAUCUUUUCCAUCAAUCCCUCCCCAGCCAUCCUCUCUAGCCGUCCUCUCCAGCUAUCCGCUGCCGCCAUCCUUUCCAGCUAUCCUCCAGCUAUCCUCUCCAGCAAUCCUCUCUCGCUAUCCUCUCCAGCCAUCCUCUCUAAGCAUACUCUCCAGCCUUCCUCUGUAGCUAUCUUACCCAGCUAUUCUCCCCAGCCAUCCUCCAACCAUCCUCUCCAGCCAUCCUCUUCAGCUAUCCUCUCCAGUCAUCCUCUAGCCAUCGCCUACAGCUAUCCGUUCCAACCAUCAUCUCCAGCUAUCCUCGCUAGCCAUCCUCUCCAUCAAUUUUCUAAGCCCUCCUCUCCAUCAAUCAUCUCCAGCCAUCCUCUCCAGCUAUUCCUCCAGCCAUCCUCUCCAGUCUUCCCCAUCUCUUCAUCAAUCCGCUUCUGCCAUCCUCUCCAUGAAUCAUCUCCAGCCUUCCUCUCCAGCCAUCCUCUCCAAUCUCCCACUCCAGCCAUCCUCUCCAUCUAUCCUCUCCAGCCAACCUCUCCAGCUAUCCUCUCCAUGAAUGAUCUCCAGCGAUCCUCUCCAGCCAGAUCUCUCCAGGCAUCCUCUUCAGCUAUCAUCUCCAGGCAUCCUCUCUAUCCUCUACAGCCAUCCUCUCAAUCAAUCCUCUCCAGCCAUCCUUUCCAGCUAUCCUCUCCAGCCAUCCUCUCCAUCAAUCCUCUUCAGACAUCAUCUUCAGCCAUCCUCUCCAUCAAUGCUCUCCACUCAUCCUCACCAGAUAACCUCUCCAGCCACCCUAUCCAUCAAACCUCUCCAACCAUCCUCUCCAGCCAUCCUUUCCAUCAAUCCCUCUCCAGCGAAUCUCUCCAGGCAUCCUCUUCAGCUAUCCUCUCCAGCUAUCCUCUCCAGCCAUCCUCUCUAGCCUUUCUUUCCAGCUACCCUCUCCAGCUACCCUCUCCAGCCAUCCUCUAA